This is a messenger RNA of Salvia splendens (bonfire salvia), 3306 nucleotides long. RefSeq lists its product as uncharacterized. The transcript has 10 exons. Gene Ontology annotation, molecular function: cysteine-type peptidase activity. The record is from RefSeq and is a predicted model, not a curated record. Gene Ontology annotation, biological process: proteolysis. Bases 675 to 3263 code for a protein of 862 amino acids. NCBI's taxonomy places the organism in Eukaryota, Viridiplantae, Streptophyta, Magnoliopsida, Lamiales, Lamiaceae.
UCAGCAAACUCUAAUCCUACACAAUUAUAAGAUAUAAUCUACGGUUACUAUUGAUUGUAAAUCUAAUGUCAACAUUACCUAUAUAAUUGUUCACCAAGGGUAAUUUAGAGAUCUAAAUAAGCUGCCCAAAUAAUAAGGAUUGUAGUUGUGAUUAUAAUCCCGUAGGUCACGCCACAUCACCAUUCACUCCUAAUUGACUUUCUUCUCGCCCCCUUUCCUCUACCCGUAGCUCUCGUCGGUUUUCAAUUCUCGAUUGCCGAACUUCAAGGAUCCCAGCCCACCUGAAUUCGUCGUCAGCGUUGACGCGGCAACAGCUCCGGUGACAUGAGUUCUACAAGGCGAGCGGGUCAAGCGGCAGGAGAGUCUUCUGGGGCGAAACGUCUACGAAAAGGGAAAUCUGUAGACGAUGGGGAGUCGAAUGGGAAGAGGACAAGGCUGACAGCAAGCCUUCAACAACUGCCGUCGGCUUCCCUGUACCAGUCAAGAGACCUCAACUGAGGAUCAAGAGGACCACUCGUUUUUUCCAGCGCAUCCUGAAGUCGUUGAACGAAAGGCAGAAGACUGCUGUUAGGCAGCUAGGCUUCGGUGGACUACUCGACUAUGAUGUGGCAUCUGUGCCUGGAACAUUAGCGUAUUGGCUAUUAGAGCAUUUUGACCACCGACGGUGCAGUCUUAUGCUUCCUAAUGGUGUUGAGGUAGCUGUUGACACGAAGGACGUUGAGCUAAUCUUUGGUUUCCCAAAUGGUGGGAUUACAAUUGAUCGAUGCGACAGAAAUACCGGCAUGAAAUACCUGGAAACCGUUCCACUUGAUGAGGAGGCUGAUGCGAAUGCUAUGCAGACCAAGGUCCUAGAGACGAAGGUGUUACAAGAAACUGGGGGGGGCGCUCUUUUCAAGAAAAUAUUCCUGUUACUGCUGGAAACGGCUCUCAUUGAGACCUCCCCUUGUGGCUAUGUGAGACCCCGGAUUGUUGACAUUCUCGGAGAUCUACAGAAGGUAAAGAAGCACAAUUGGUGUAAAUAUUUGCUAGACAAUCUGUUGAGGACGCACGAGCUAUGGAAGAAUAACAGAUCGAAGGUUUUCAGCGGGCCAGUUGUUUUCCUAGUGUCCUUCUACGUCGAUCGAGUAGUGCAUCGCAGGAGGUGUGUGGCCCGUGCCAUUCCUAGAAUAAAGGGGUGGACAGCCGAACUAUUGAAAGAGAGAGAGGAAGAUGAAAUGAAAGAAGCUGAUUUUGGGCUUGGACGAGUGACGUUACGGCUGGAUGAGAAUGAAAUGGGUUGUACAGAAAUGACUACAGAAGUGCAAAGGCCAGCUGAUGAAGAUGUUGCUGAUGCGCAAGAAACUGAAGACUUUAUUGAACCGCCACCCACUAACCAUGGUGAACCGUGGUCCACUGAAGAUGUUGUCGAAGAGAUAUAUACGUCGGAUGAAGUGGUGUAUAUGAGGGGUGUUUGGGGGGCAACCAAGCACAUAGGCGAUGGUUUGAAGAUGCUUGCCAAGGAGUUGAAUAAAGCUCCGCCGGAAAUCAGGAAGAGGGACAGCUUUAGAAUAACCUGUGACACUCUCCGGAGGGCUUUUAGGUUGGACGAUAAGGACUUUGACCCUGUGGAGUCAAUGACGCAGUCACAGACCGCGAAUUAUAGUGCAGCUGAAGACUGGUCAGAGUCCUUGAAAUCUCUGUUGGACGCGGCUGAUAAAAUGGAUAUUCUAGAAAACAAGGACGAUUACCCCAGCUUCAGCCUUGGAUUCGAUACCAGCCAGGAUGAUGGCGCUAGACAACCUGAAACAGACCCUCAACCUGAGGCAGACAGUGCAGCUCGUUAUGAAGAGGGAGAUGCGUCGGAGUACGAGCUUAGGGAACCAGCUGACCUUUUUUUCAGUGGGGAUGAUAUGGUAUCCCAGGAAGGGGAUAGAGAUAACACUGCUGAUUUUGGAGGUUGCGGACUGGAUUUGGUUGAUGCCGGUGACAUUGGAAGAGAGUUUGCAGACAAAGAGCCUGUGGCUAGUGUGCAAGUUGGAACGUUUGUGAAUGAGGAGAAUGCAAUCGAAGUGGCUAGUGCUAAUGCGCGUGAUGUUGCGUCGGAGCACGACGCCGUAGACAUAGCUGUUUGCUCUGCCGUGGAAGCAGUCCUGGAGUUAGGUGAUGCCGCUUUCGAAACACAAGUAGAUACGGUGGGUGCUGAAGCAUCUAUAUUACCUGUACGUCGAGAUGCAGAGAUGAAUCGUGCACAGAGCACGUAUGCUGAAAUUCAACCUGCUCCAGCAAGGAGACUCAGACUCCCUACCAGGAGAAGAGAGGGUGCAGACUCAAAGCGUAUCAGCCCAACAUGGACUCAAGAAGAGAUGGAUUGUUACCAGUUCCUUCUUGCGACGCCCUACAUGUGGACGGAUCAUGUGAUUUACGCUGACGAGGUUGUGGAAGUUACUAAAAAGAAGUUUAGCUCGUUGAAGCCACAUGAGGCUGUACACGCUGAAGUUAUCGAUGUUUGGGCUUCUUAUCUGAAUGGCGUGGGGGUGCAUAAACCAACACAGAAGCCCAGAAGAUUGUUUGUCACUACGGCUGCGACAACAUACAAUGUGGUUGAACGGAGCUCUAGUUGGGAAAAAUCAGAUGCCGAAUUAACAUUCUGUGAUGAAAUAGAAGGGCAAUUCAACGGUGCUGGAACUUUUGACAUUACACGUUAUGAUUUGAUUUUUUUCCCUAUAUAUUCACAGAGACAUUACUAUUUGGUGUGCUUCUCAUUGAAGACUGGGGUUGCGGAUGUUCUAGACCAUGUUGUGCCCGAGAACGGUACUCCAGAUCGGGCCAAAUAUGGGAUUGACCUGGACCUGCUUAGGGAUUGUCUUGCUUUUUAUCUCAAGUCAAAGGGAUUCAACAAACUGGAUGAGCUCAUAAUCAAGGAGCGUAGCAUCCGCUUGCUGGAAUUGCCAUGGAAAACAACUCAAGCCACUAAUGAUUCGGGGGUUUUCCUGAUGCGCCACAUGGAGACGUACUUGGGAAACCCGGCCAAUUUAAUGACAAUGGGUCUUCAAGGAGUUAGUGUGAGGCUUCUGCAAGUUUUGAGGGGGAGAUAUUGCAAGGACAUGCUCCUUGCACCGUUCAACGAUUGCAGACACAGUUUCUCGUCUUACAUUAGUCAUUACAUCAACGUGACUCCCAACUUCCGGACAGAUUAUGCGAGGCAAGUUAAUGGAAUGUUGAACAUGGCGCCACUCAACGAGCAAUCCAACCAGCCAGCAAGGAAGAAAAGCAAGGCAACUUGAGUAGAUUUGGAAUUCCCUUGUUGCUGUUUUAAUGAUACUUGCU